UGGCGCAUGCGCAGUCACGGCCGCGGCAGCCCCCAAUCCGCCGCCCCAACGGGGGACAGGGAAGCGUUGGUCCCUCUGCGCUGCCGUCUUUUCCGGCAGUUGGGGCGCUUCCUGUUAUCCUCAGCCGCCGCGGCUCAGCGGCCGCUGUCCCUCAGAGUCCCCGGCGCGUCGCGGUCGCUCGCGAGUCUGCGCCGACGCCGCCAGCCCUGCGUCCCCUCAGCCCGGGUCCGCCAUGGCAAUGACAGGUUCAACACCUUGCUCAUCCAUGAGUAAUCACACAAAGGAAAGGGUGACAAUGACCAAAGUGACAUUGGAGAAUUUUUAUAGCAACCUUAUAGCUCAACAUGAAGAACGAGAAAUGAGACAAAAGAAGUUAGAAAAAGUGAUGGAAGAAGAAGGCCUAAAAGAUGAAGAGAAAAGACUCAGGAGAUCUGCACAUGCUCGGAAGGAAACAGAGUUUCUUCGCUUAAAGAGAACAAGACUUGGAUUGGAAGAUUUUGAGUCCUUAAAAGUCAUAGGCCGAGGAGCAUUUGGUGAGGUGCGGCUUGUUCAGAAGAAAGAUACAGGGCAUGUGUAUGCAAUGAAAAUCCUCCGCAAAGCAGACAUGCUUGAGAAGGAGCAGGUUGGCCACAUUCGUGCGGAGCGUGACAUUCUAGUGGAGGCAGACAGUUUGUGGGUUGUGAAAAUGUUCUAUAGUUUUCAGGAUAAGCUAAACCUCUACCUAAUCAUGGAGUUCCUGCCUGGAGGGGACAUGAUGACCUUGUUGAUGAAAAAAGACACUCUGACGGAAGAGGAGACACAGUUUUACAUAGCAGAAACAGUAUUAGCCAUAGACUCCAUUCACCAGCUUGGGUUCAUCCACAGAGAUAUCAAACCAGACAAUCUUCUCUUGGACAGCAAGGGCCAUGUGAAACUUUCUGACUUUGGCCUUUGCACAGGCCUGAAAAAAGCACACAGGACAGAAUUCUAUAGGAAUCUGAACCACAGCCUCCCCAGUGAUUUCACUUUCCAGAACAUGAAUUCCAAAAGGAAAGCAGAAACCUGGAAAAGAAACAGACGUCAGCUAGCCUUCUCUACAGUAGGGACACCUGACUACAUUGCUCCUGAGGUGUUCAUGCAGACUGGAUACAACAAGCUCUGCGAUUGGUGGUCACUUGGGGUGAUCAUGUAUGAGAUGCUUAUCGGCUAUCCACCUUUCUGUUCUGAGACCCCUCAAGAGACAUAUAAGAAGGUGAUGAACUGGAAAGAAACUUUGACCUUUCCUCCAGAGGUUCCCAUCUCUGAGAAAGCCAAGGAUCUAAUUUUGAGGUUCUGCUGUGAAUGGGAACACAGAAUUGGAGCUCCUGGAGUUGAGGAAAUAAAAAAUAAUCCUUUUUUUGAAGGUGUUGACUGGGAACAUAUCAGAGAGAGACCUGCUGCGAUAUCUAUUGAAAUUAAAAGCAUUGAUGACACCUCAAACUUCGACGAGUUUCCAGAAUCUGAUAUUCUUAAGCCAACAGUGACCACAAGUAAUCAUCCCGAGACUGACUACAAGAACAAAGACUGGGUCUUCAUCAAUUACACAUACAAGCGCUUUGAGGGCCUGACGGCCAGGGGGGCCAUACCUUCCUACAUGAAGGCAGCGAAAUAGGAGCCACGCUGUGAGUCCUAAAUGAAGCAGAGUUCUCUAUACAACAUGGUUUUCCUCUCACGCUCUUGAAAGAGCUUCCAAGAAAUUUAUGAACCCAUUGACAUGUCAUAGUAAAGCCUCUGAAAUGUGAUAGUAAGUGGAUUUCUCUCCAUAGUGCAUCUGGAAACCGACAGGACAAAGACAAGUGCUUCUGUCGGCCACAAACAGCUGUCUUGCUUCUUUAGAAGCAUUGUGAGCCAAUUUGCUAGGUGUUUUAAGAGAAUUUGAGUUUUCCUAAGUUCAUCAGAGUGAAGGGGAAAAACUGCCAUCAUUCAACAUUAUUGAGAUAAUAUAUACUGAAUAUCAGCCAAUUCCUGUGAUGUGGCGACAUGCUACCUGCCAAGCCCACCAAGUAUUUCUUUGCUCUGUAUAGCUAAAAGUUCCAUAGUACUAAAGAAAUAAAGCAAUAAUGAAAGUGUCUAAGCAGCCAGCAGUGUGGCUGAAGGAAGAGAUCCCCAUCCUGAGGGGUGGCUGUGGCUUGUCCCCAUACCUCGGCCUUGGCAAGUGGCUUCCUGGAGCCAUCAUUCAUGGUGCACUUUAUUUAUGGUACUAGGGCAAUGACUCUGAAUCCACUGACUUCUCUCCCCGACCCACCCAGAAGUUUCAUGCUGCUCUUCUGCUUGUUGAUGGGGGCACCAGCUUGAUCCACUGUUGCUCAUAGAAGGCCCAUGAAGCCACUGAGCACUGCCAAGGAGUCUGGAUCGUGUGGACAACCCUCAGUUUCUCUUCAUUGCUGUACAUGAAGAUCCGAAGAUGAAUGCUGCCUACCAGCAACACCUGUGAGUGUGAGCAGCAGAGCGAUUUGUUCCUGGGAACACAGCAGGGCACCCAGGUGGAGGCUCAGGUGCUGCCUUGCAUGAUCUCACUGCCUCCUUGGAAGAUGAGGCAGAACCAACCCAGUAGAAAAGCUCACACAGCCCACUGGCUGAUAGGUCCUGGUGGAGCUUGCUCGAUCCCUGGUGUAAUGUGUCUCCUUUCCCAACUUUUUAAGUAGCCGUUUUGCCUUGGAAUCAUGAUUGCAAAUUUUUCCUUUGCAGAUGCCUUCCUGGGGGGUAUGUGCCCCCACUAAAGGGUCACCUGCAGCUGGGCUGACCUGGCCUCUGCCGUAGUGUUCUCACAUGAGAAACUCUGAAUUUAGCACAAAGUGCCUUCUCUGUCACAGCUGUUGCCACCUUUAGAGGACUUUUGCUGCGUCAGAAAAAAUGUGGAGGUUCCAUAUUAAUGCAUUAUUAGAUUUUGGUUUUAGGUUUUGGUAACUGUUAAAGCAUCAUUUGCACUUGUGUGGUAACUUGCAGAGCAGCAUGGCCAAGCCUCUCCCAGGACAGUCUUGGGGUUGUGAAGGUCAGCUUUGUCCUAGCUCAGCCAUUCAGAAAGGAAGAUGGAAUGUCAGUCUUGCAGUUGUAAGUAAAACUGCUUUGAAUUUUCAUAUCUAAGAUGACGAAAAAGCAAUGUUAAUGAGGUUUGCUCUGGAUAAAGGUGACGUGUUAGCUCUUUAAUCUUUCAUUUAUAUAUAACCU
Messenger RNA from Nannospalax galili (Upper Galilee mountains blind mole rat), 3186 nucleotides. It is a transcript of the gene Stk38, whose product is annotated as serine/threonine kinase 38. Gene Ontology annotation, molecular function: protein serine/threonine kinase activity; ATP binding. Lineage: Eukaryota; Metazoa; Chordata; Mammalia; Rodentia; Spalacidae. The record is from RefSeq and is a predicted model, not a curated record. Bases 233 to 1630 code for a protein of 465 amino acids. Gene Ontology annotation, cellular component: cytoplasm; cytoskeleton. The transcript is spliced from 14 exons. Gene Ontology annotation, biological process: peptidyl-serine phosphorylation; intracellular signal transduction; actomyosin structure organization.